GGGUCCUGCAGAUUACAACAGUUGACUUUGUUUUCUGAUAUAUCAUCUAUCUGUGAAGACUUUUUAACCACCUGCUCCUCCAGCUUCCAGUUCAAAUAUUUUCCUGAUCUAUUUUCCUUUCCUGAUCUUCUCAGAUCAAAAACACAACUUCGGUUUUCUUUCCCUUUUUCUCCCUAUAUGUUCUUCUGAAUAUCGGGUCUUGUUCCUUUAUUUUCCUUUCCUGCAAAUUCUCUCACUUUCUACGCCUGGGGUAAAUCUGUUCUUCGUCAGAAAAGUGAAUUUCUCUUCUGAAUUCUGUCGUCUCCAUUCAAAGUCAGUGGCUCACUCUGUUGAAUCUCGUUAAAACUGAAAUGGGUUGUUGUUUUUCCGACGGAAAAGGCUCGGACCGGCCAGAGAAUGAGUACAGACCCGUAGCGGGCACCGGCCAGAAGCCAUACCAAUUCGUGGCUCCACAAACCAAACCCACCAACCACAUUCCGGCUGCGGCCCGUCAACAUCUGGCGGCUCCUGCGCAUAGUCUAAUACACGUUCAUAGACAAGAUACAAUACUGGGUAAACAAUUUGAAAAUGUGAAGCUGUAUUAUUCCAUGGGUAAAGAACUGGGUAGAGGUCAGUUUGGGGUAACUUAUCUGUGCACAGAGAAUUCCACCGGCAAGAAAUAUGCCUGCAAGUCAAUAUCUAAGAGAAAACUUGUUAAUAAAAGUGAUAAGGAAGAUAUGAAGAGGGAGAUUCAGAUUAUGCAGCAUCUUAGCGGGCAACCAAACAUAGUUGAAUUCAAGGGUGCUUAUGAGGAUAGGCAAUCUGUGCAUCUGGUAAUGGAGCUCUGCGCUGGUGGUGAACUUUUUGAGAGGAUAAUUGCUAAAGGGCAUUAUAGUGAAAGAGCUGCAGCUUCUAUUUGCAGAGCUAUUGUGAAUGUUGUGCAUAUAUGCCAUUUUAUGGGUGUGAUGCAUAGAGAUUUGAAGCCUGAGAAUUUCUUGUUGUCUAGCAAGGAAGAGAAUGCCCUUUUGAAGGCUACCGAUUUCGGGCUGUCGGUGUUUAUCGAAGAAGGAAAGGAAUACCAGGACAUUGUUGGGAGUGCAUAUUACGUUGCUCCUGAAGUAUUACAACGCAAAUAUGGAAAGGAAAUUGACAUUUGGAGUGCAGGAGUUAUAUUGUAUAUUUUACUAAGUGGUGUACCUCCAUUUUGGGCAGAAACAGAAAAGGGGAUCUUUGCAGCUAUACUAGAAGGAAAUAUUGACUUUGAUAGUGAUCCAUGGCCAACCAUAUCAAACAGUGCCAAGGAUUUGGUCCGCAGAAUGCUGACGCAGGACCCAAAACAGAGGAUCACUUCAGCUCAAGUUCUUGAGCACCCUUGGAUUCGAGAAGGUGGAGAUGCAUCUGACAAACCAAUUGACAGUGCUGUUCUUUCUAGGAUGAAACAAUUCAGAGCAAUGAACAAACUAAAGAAACUUGCACUAAAGGUCAUCGCAGAAAAUCUCUCAACAGAAGAAAUUCAAGGGCUCAAGGCAAUGUUUACUAACCUGGACACUGAUAAAAGUGGCACGAUCACCUAUGAUGAACUGAAGACAGGAUUAGCUCGAUUAGGAUCAAGUCUUACGGAGGCUGAAGUAAAGCAACUCAUGGAAGCUGCUGAUGUGGAUGGAAACGGGACGAUUGACUACAUUGAGUUUAUCACUGCAACAAUGCACAGACACAGGCUAGAAAGAGACGAGCAUCUUCACCAAGCUUUCCAACAUUUUGAUAAGGACAAUAGUGGAUUCAUCACAAGAGAUGAGCUAGAAGCAGCCAUGAAAGAGUACGGGAUGGGCGAUGAUACUACAAUUAAGGAGAUAAUUUCUGAAGUUGACAUAGACAAUGAUGGAAAAAUUAACUAUGAGGAGUUCUGUACAAUGAUGAGAGGUGGAACCCAACAACAAGCAAGUCUAUUCUAGAUCAUUAGCAGUUGUUAAUGAUUCCAUAGAAUUUCCUAAAAAAGCUUACUUUUGUUUGGGUCAAUUCUAAAAUUUUUCCUUGAAUGUUUUAUGUGCAUAAGUAUUGACCCAUCUUCGUUUACUUUAGUUUCUUCUUUUUUCGCCGUAAUAUUAUUAAUUUUUUGUUUUCCUGCAAUCUUUCAGGAGUUCAUGUUUUAAUGUUAGUUUCAUUUGAACAAAGAAUUCAUUUGCUGGAUUUCUGUAUGAUUCAUCACAAUGAGGGUUUGCCUGAGAUUGAGCUAAUUAAUUUUAUUCACUUCA
This is a messenger RNA of Carica papaya (papaya), 2231 nucleotides long. RefSeq names its product calcium-dependent protein kinase 33 (gene CPK33). The record is from RefSeq and is a predicted model, not a curated record. Gene Ontology annotation, biological process: protein phosphorylation. Lineage: Eukaryota; Viridiplantae; Streptophyta; Magnoliopsida; Brassicales; Caricaceae. Gene Ontology annotation, molecular function: calcium ion binding; protein kinase activity; ATP binding.